AACACAAAAAAAUGACAGUGGAACAAAUAAGCUAAUUUGUGAUGAAAUUGUUUUACCGAGUGAAAAAUUGUUGAAACGGGUAAAAACAUCUUUGGAAAACAUGGAAGCCGUUCCAAAAUUACCCAUGAUAAGUUUUGAGUUGAAGGCGAGUCACGAGAAUACUCAUUUUGGACCAAAAUUAAAACAGUACAUUGCGGAAGCUUAUAGAGAAGAUCCAGACAGCUACAGCAAUGAGAUGCACCAGUUGGAAGGUUUGCGGUCGGCCGCUGUCCGACCUACAAUUGAUUCUGCGGGGCUGAGCGCUAUGAUCAGAUAUUAUUGCCAGCUGCGAUCGUUGCAAAGCCGUUUCCCGAUGGCUAAAGGUCAACCUGCGGCGUGUCCUUUUAGCUGGAAAGACCUGUAUGCAAACAUGAACAGAUCAUUAGCUGACAUUCGGUUUGAGAUGGCAUGCAUACUGUAUAACAUAGCAGCACUUCUGACACAACUCGGAGCUUCUGAACCUAGGAACACAGCAGACAGCCUCAAAUCUGCUUGCACCCACUUCCAACAGGCAGCUUGGGCCUUCCAGUACUUACGGGACCAGUAUCCGCAGCCGUCCGGAGUUGAUGUGUGCUCCGAGAUUGUGAGGAUGAUGCAGGAAAUAUGUUUUGCUCAAGCACAGGAGUGUAUUCUUGACAAAAGCAUACAAGAUACAAGGAAAUCCAGUGUUAUUGGUGCUGUGGCUACUCAAGUGAUGUACUUCUACAAGAACUCCAUUGCUCUGUUGGGUCCAGCAGCUGGCCAGGACAUUGUUCAUGAGAUUAUAGGCACCAAACUGUACAACUACUGGCACAGAUACCUCUCAUUUAAGAUGUCCUAUGUUGGCUGCAUUGUUUGCUUGUAUCAAGGUAUGCACGCAGAAGAACAACAGAAGAUGGGAGAACGCGUCGGCUACUAUCAACAAGCCGUUGAAAAGUUAGCCGAAGCCAGAAAGCUAGCAAAAUACAUAGAGCCGACACAAAUCACGCAGGAAGCCCUAACCUUUACCAACGACGUCGUUGAGGGUAAAAGGAAAGCUGCGAAAAAUGAAAACGAGUUCAUUUAUCAUGAGGAGGUGCCAGAAAAAGAGGUGCUAUCGGAUAUGAAGCCCGUGUGCCUUGUUAAAGCAUUGCCGAUCAAUUUUAAUGAUCCUGAGGUCUCAGGUCACGAUAUAUUCUCCCGCCUCGUCCCGAUGAAUGCCCACGAGGCCUCAUCAAUGUAUUCGGAGGAGAAAGCUCAGAUGCUCCGCAAUAUAGUCAGCAUGGUGGAAGCCAAGAAUACGGAGCUGAGCGAGUUCAUGUCCUCGCUGCAGCUUGAUCAGUUGGACGUCAUCGAUUCUACACCGAAGGUCCCUCAAGAGAUAGUAGACCGUUGUGCAGCUAUGAACGCCAAGGCGGAAGUCAUACAGCUAUUGGUUGAUUCCAUGAACAACCUGGCUGAAACUAUCAGUGACGUCGAGGAGUCCCUGUCUGAAAUCAAGGAAUUGAUACAGGAGGAGACACAAAAAGAGAAAGAAUACCAGAAGGUGAUGGGUCCCCGCCCACCCUCCAUAGUCCAGACGGAGUUGUCCCGCGAGUACCACAAGUACCAAGAGGCUCACGCGCGCACCAACGAGAGCAACCAAGUGCUGCACAAGGCUAUGACGCUACAUAUCGCUAACCUGAGGUUGCUAGCGCAGCCGCUCGAUGUACUGGAGACGAAGAUACCGAGCAUUGAUAAUAUUGUGGACCUGGACCGCGAGAAGAUGUGUGAGAUGCGGCGCGUGGUGGGCAAGGUGCACGAGAUGCAGGCCCAGCGCGAGGCGCUGCUGCAGCGGCUGCGGGAGCAGCUCACGCAGGACGACAUCACGGCGCAGCUGCUGGCCAGGAACAACGAGCCCAGGGAGGACAUCUUCAAGCAGGAGCUCAAGAAGCAUAACUCUUUGAUACAAAUAAUCGAGACGAACUUAGCAGCUCAAGAGAACAUUAUCAACAAGCUGACGUCUGUAUACGCGGCGUACGGCAACUCCAGGCGCCUGCUCACCGACGUACUUAGGAAGAGAGAGGGACUUAUUAAUGCGCUGAUAACCUCUUACGACACAUACGGCGAGUUGCUGGGCAAGUCCCAGAAGGGGCAGGAGUUCUACCGCAAGCUGGCGCACAACGUAGGGCAGCUGCUGGCGCGGCUGCGGUCCACCUGCCAGGUGCAGGAGGAGGAGAGGGCGCAGCUGCUCGACAAGCAGACGCAUAAAGCUUGUGCCCGCGCCAGCAGCGCGGAGCCGGGCCGCGUGUCGCCGGCCAGCGCGGGCGGGGCCUCCCCCGCGCCCCCCGCCGCCGCCGGGCACAAGCUGAAGGACUACCUGCCCUACAUGAAGAGCCGGAACAACAGGACGCCCACGCCGCUAGCCCAAGUGGAGCCCAUUCCCCAAGACACGUACUAUCCUGAGAGCAUAUACCCGACGUCGGUACGACCCGCGCCCGUUGGAUCUGAAGCGACGGACGUGUCGCAGCUGUCGCAGGACGGCGUGGCGGGCGUGUCGUCGUACUCCCGCUACCUGCACUACGCGCCGCCCGCCUCCAGCAAGCACGACGACCUGUACUCCGCCUACACGCCCUCGCAGUUUUCCUCGCAGUCCUCCGACCAGAUCUACUCCAACCCCUACUACUCUAACUCCUACUCUAACCACAACAACAACACCAUCGUCACUGACUCGCAGAACUUUUCUGCUCACCCCGUCGCCAUCAACCAGGUCCCUGUAAACCCGACGAACUACGAUCCGUACUUAAACUCAAUGGGACCCAUUCCGGAGUCCAAUAUGUCCCACUCAUCCGCAUACAGCGCCGCGAAUCAGACAGACAUAAGUGCGGACUUCGCUAACAUGCAAGUGUCUGCACCCAAAUCUGAGGCUAUGGGUUACGCGACGGAUUUCGGGAACACAUUCUACAACGUUCAGUACCCGCAGACAUCGACCCCCGGGUCGGGGGCUUACACCAGCGCGCCGCAGAACUCCAACACCAGCAUAACGCCUUCGCAAGUGCCAUCGGAAUACAGUGCGUUAAACUACCCUUACAGUAACGAGUCGACGCAGUACAGUCAGCAGCAGGCAGUGACUCCUGCGCCUUACAGCACUCCCGACCCUAACUACUACGCUACAACAUUUGCGUCCACGUCUCAGGGGUAUACCUACACUAACGCGAUCACGUCUACGUCGAGCAUUGCCAACCCAAACGUGGCACCAUACUCGUAUCCCUCAGAAAUGGACUCCACCUACAACUCAUCUCUGGCACAAUUGGACGCAUACGAUAAACCAAUAAAGUCCCACGUCACUGGUGAAGCGUUGUCGAACGUGAGCUUCCAGCCGUCUUACCAGAAUUAUUCCUCGACAGUCGCAAGUUAUUCCAAUCAACCAGAAAGUUACGUGCCUACUAGUACGUAUGGGUAUGCCGAUACAUCUAAUAACUACGGACAACCGUAUCAAAAUCACCCGGGAUACAAUUUCAACUCUUCGACAGGAACCUACGAGUACAGUUUUGGCUCCCAGAAUUCCUAUUCAAGGUACGACGCAGUACCAGACAAUAUAAACUCUCAGUCGGCGGAGAAAGACCCUGGUUUUACUCCACAAGGCAUUUACACGAACGCGGGAUCUCUGGGAUCAUGCGGCACGGUGCAGUCGCCGACAGAAAACCCGCAAAUGAUGUCUCAGAUACCUGUCGUCAACGAGGGGGCUAGUAACCAGGCUUACUACAACAACCCGUAUGCGUAUCAGAAUAUUGCGUCACCAACGAACGAAGUCGCACCUGUUGUACCUGUCGUACCUGUCGUACCGGUCGCGCCUGUCGCACCGGUCGCGCCUGUCGCACCGGUCGCGCCUGUCGCUCCAGUCGCACAUAUCGCCCCUGUCGCGCCUGUCGCGCCCGUCGGUCAUGUCGCACCGAUCGCUCCCGACAUGCAAGCAUUGACGAAUAUGUACGGCAUGAACACAAAUCAGACUUAUAUCCAACCAACACACGAUCACAGCGUGACGUUUGUUAAUAACCAAGUUUCGUCACCGACUGAGAAUGUCAUUGAACCGGCUAUUGAGAAUGAUAAUAAUGUAGAUAAUGCAAAUCAAACGAAUGUAGAGGUAAUUAAACAAGAAACAGUUGAGAUAGAUAAGCCUCAAGAGACUAAGCCGGAGUUGACCGCGUUUGACCUGUUGUCCGAUAUCGACUUUUCUGUAGAGCAAACUCCUUUAAUGCCUGAAAUUAAAGUGCCGCAAAUUUCGGAAAGUGCUAUUCGGAAGCCGGUGGUCCCUAAAGUGGAGCCGGUGAAGAAACUGCCGGAGAAAGAGGAGGUUAUCGAGAGGCCCGCCAAGAGGGACCUGUUCUCUGACCCCAGCUUGUUGAACCAGUUCACUCAGGAAGUGAAGAACUUGCAGAAACUCACAGAUUCCUUGACAAAUAAGACUGCCAGUGGGUUGACGGUGUUGGAUGAGAAAUGGAAGACUUUCCAAGACUUUCAGACUACGCAAAAUAUGACUCGUUCGAAGACGAUAGCUAUGCAGAACACGAAUGGGAAUAUAGUGACUGAAGUUGUGCCUUAUGAUGAUUCAAGACUUACACUAAAGUCUGACCCCGAUGCGUACAUCAACGCCUCAUACUAUAAGCAACUAGCGCCCUGGUGCAUUCCACUAGUGAUAUCCAAGAAUCCAAGCGAAAACGAGUACAGUACCUUCUGGAAAGCGAUAUUAGAGUAUAAAAUUGCUUGUAUAGUGUGUUUGCUAAGUGAAAUCGAGAUGCAAGGUAAAACGUACUGGCCGACAGCUAAAGGCCAAUCCAUAGAGCUGUCUGGCGGUAUAAAGGUGCUUCUAGAUGACGUCACUUGCACCGUACACUGGACUGAACGCAAGCUGACUGUGACUAGCGGAAAAACGGUGCUCAAUGUUACUCAUUAUCAGAUCAACGUGUUCCCAGCUAAAAUCGUAUGCUCUCCGCUGGUGCUCCUGGCGGACAAGGUCCUGAGCCAGACGUACGACAACAAGCUGAGCAACCAGCUGAGCGGCGCCUGGCUGCAGUGCGGCGCCGGCGCCGGCCGCAGCGCGCUGCUGGCGCUGCUCCUCAUGCUGCUGGGCCAGGUGCGGGCCGGACACGUGCAGCUGUGCGACAUGCUGGACGCUGGCUGUAUUAACCUAUACACUCAUAGAAGCAAUGUACUACAAGACACCAAGUAUUUGGCCGACGCCUACAGAACCGCCCUGUUUUACGUGCAAGGCGUACUCUGUUCCGGUACAACGAUGUUCAAUGGCGAGGCAGUCUCACUGCCGUCAGGAGCGGCAGUGCUGCCCCCUGUAACACCGACCCCCUCUCCCAAUCCUUCAAACGCCGCUCAGAAACUAAGCAAGUUCUCUCGCGAAUCAUUCGAAGAGAUGAAGCAAUCGCCAGGGCUAACAAGCGGCGAUAUGAAGGACCCCCUGAACUUUCUCGACCCACUGUGGAGCUUAAAGAAAAAGUGAGAUCCAAGUCGAUCGGUACUGGAUGGCCGAUGACGCAGAAUACAGGGAUACUCAACCUUUGGUGUUGAAGCAAUCUUUGAUGUAGCCCACCGGUAUUGAAUGCCAAGUAUUAAUGUUCUUUUAGAUUGGGGAUUGAUGGUAAUUAAGGAAGAGGUUGAGUAUCACUGGUAAAGUUUAAGCGCCAAACAUAUUUACCAAAAUUGUGGACUUUGUCAGACAUGUUUGGCGACCAAAUCAUAGAUUUUAGCAAAGUAAUCACCAUUCAAUCGCAAAUGGAAGUUAUUAUUUAUUGCUAAAUGUGGGAUGUACUGUAGCACAUUCCUGUAUAUUAAAUAUUGUUUAAAAAUUAUAAUUCCUUUUUUGCACUAAAAGUAUUAAGCGAUUUUAUGAAUUAGUUUGUUCAAGUUUAUUAGAUGAUUCACAAAAAAGACUUGAGUAGCAUCAAUAUAAUUGAAAACAAUUGAUAAAGUGGUUCUUGCGAAAACGAAGUGCCGAUUACGUAUUUAAAUAGUUAUUUUAUAUGUUUACUUAAUUAUAAUUUACAUGUUUAAUAUAAUGAAAGUUUUGAUCAAUAUUCUAGUGUUAUUUAUUUAUAUUAUCUUGUAAAUAAAUUUAUAAAUUGCUGUCUUUCGUUGACAUUAGCCAUUUAUCACAAAUUAUAAUAUCCUUUAAGGAUGUCGAUAGCACAGCAAUCAAGAGAUUUCCAUUCCAAUCGGUUUGUCCAGCGUUAUCAAUAUUUUGUUUAUCAGCAAUAUAUAGUAACAAUGUGAUUUUGCGGAAACGCCAAUUUUAUUUUAAAUAGAAAGUAUUGUGUGAAGAAUGCCGUGAAUUCGUUUAUUAUUAUCACAAUUAGAUCUGUAUGUUGCUGCCUUCUAGCUAAAAACUCUAUUCAAUUUUACCUUACCUUAACGACCAAGACUUAUUUAUUAGCCUUGUGUAUGCCACUGUACCAAGCCUAACUUACAGACAGCACUCUAUUCUGCCUGUAGCGCCAUCUCGCUUUUAAAACUGACUUACCUUUUUAAAAUAUUAAAGGAACAGGUUGCUUCCACAGAAUGUUCAGUUUACACCUUUACAUUUUAAUGUUAUUUUUUUAAGAAAUUAAGUUUUUGGUCAGUCAGCAACACAUGGUUUAUAUCUACAAAAUUAAAUAAAACUUCUAUUUUAACAGCAGAUAUCGUGUCAAAUAUCUAAACAGGAGAUUUGUUAUUUUACUAGUAUUAUUUCACAAUAUUAUAUCAUUAUAACAAUUUGAAAUAUCAAGAUAAUUUAGAUAACUAUCACUGGCUAAAUUUUAUGUAUAAACUGUCUGUCAUUAGAGCAUUUAGAAAGGAAAUAUCUAGGAGGAAAAGAGAGGAAAAGAUGAAAAAAAAAUAGGGUACCCGGCAAAAAUUGUGUGAUUGCAGAUAAUUCUAAUAGUAUGGUGCUAUACCUUUAUUUGGUCCACAUAAGGACAAAAACUGCUUCAUGUAUGUCGCCCUCGUUUUAUUUCAAGACUGUCAACUAGCAACCCUCAUGUAAAGUGUUGCUAGUUGAAAAAAAUGCUAUUCUGAAUGGCUACAACAUGUCUAUGAAAUCUGUUAAUCUAUAGUCUAUACGGUGGCCAUCAAUGAUAUUAAAUAACAAUAUUAUGAAAUUGAGUAGUUUGUAACACGAGAACGAACUGAUUAUGUAUUGAAUCUGCAUUAAAUUCGUAUGUAUGCAAAUGUGAUCAAAUUAGUAUUAAUGUUUUCUGCACGACGAAAUUAUGAAAAUUAUUGUAAUAAUAAAUAAAUUGUCUAAAGUGUU
Molecule: messenger RNA, 7276 nt
Organism: Trichoplusia ni (cabbage looper)
Lineage: Eukaryota; Metazoa; Arthropoda; Insecta; Lepidoptera; Noctuidae
Product: tyrosine-protein phosphatase non-receptor type 23-like
Exons: 21
Coding region: 101-5488 (1795 amino acids)
Biological process (GO): endocytic recycling; early endosome to late endosome transport; protein dephosphorylation
Cellular component (GO): endosome
Molecular function (GO): protein binding; protein tyrosine phosphatase activity
Source: RefSeq, a predicted model, not a curated record